AUGGCUCCAAAGACUCCCAGCCAUCCUACCACCGGCCCGAAGCCCAAGAAACAAACACCCAAGACAAGAGCACGUCUUCCUCCGCCUGAUACUCUCACUGCGGCAGCCAGGCAUGCAGACAUGCUGAACAAAACUGCCACCGAACCUCACACUGUAGAGUAUAUUGUUGUAUCCUCAGAUAACGAAGAGGAUAUCCAGAACAAUGGCAACAAUGCAAACACCACACCUCAACAGAAAGUAGCAGCAAAGCCAAAGACACGCCGUCAACAUGCCCACAAGGCUGACCAGAAGCCACGCAAGCGACAGCGAGUUAUCCUUGCUUCAGAGGAAGAAGAAGAAGAUGACUCUCUCCCUCUACGCUUACGUUCUAGAAGACGUAGUGAAACUCUUAGUGCCAGACAAGCAGGACAGGUGAAAGUAAGCGAAAUCGUCGCUUACAUGGCCAGGCUCAGUGAAAAGACUAAGAACUUGGAGAUCAAGAUACGUGGCUUGAAAGAACAGCAACACAGAAUAGCUCCUCCUGUCGCCCACAAUGAACAAGAGGAUACACAGGAAGAAAUUCUUGACAAGCCUGAUGCAGAACUACAAGAAUGGACCGCUGCAAUGCAGGAGAUUAGGAAUCAAUACCAUGUCAGAUCAUCGCAGGAUCAACUCCAACCUCCAGUUAUCACGACAGAACCGCGCAAGAGAGGGCGAAAUAUCAAGCGUUAUGCUACGCCUUCUACCUCUCUUAUAGGCACAGACUACUAUAAGCGUAGGAAAAGAAAAGUUCUAGAAGUCUACUAUAGCGUCUUUGUCUUCUAG
Messenger RNA from Dothidotthia symphoricarpi CBS 119687, 804 nucleotides. RefSeq lists its product as uncharacterized. Bases 1 to 804 code for a protein of 267 amino acids. The record is from RefSeq and is a predicted model, not a curated record. The transcript has 5 exons. Lineage: Eukaryota; Fungi; Ascomycota; Dothideomycetes; Pleosporales; Dothidotthiaceae.